Ostrea edulis (European flat oyster) is the source of this 2202-nucleotide messenger RNA. Its product is annotated as E3 ubiquitin-protein ligase TRIM71-like. Gene Ontology annotation, cellular component: nucleoplasm; chromatin. The coding region runs from base 371 to 1975 and encodes 534 amino acids. The transcript has 3 exons. Lineage: Eukaryota; Metazoa; Mollusca; Bivalvia; Ostreida; Ostreidae. Gene Ontology annotation, biological process: positive regulation of DNA-templated transcription. Gene Ontology annotation, molecular function: zinc ion binding; protein binding; ubiquitin-protein transferase activity. The record is from RefSeq and is a predicted model, not a curated record.
CUGUUUUUGGGGUGAAAUUUUCGUCCUUCGUCUAUUAUAUUUUUUCUUUUCACCCCUGAACCGUUCAAAUACCAAUAGAAAUGAAUAUACUUAAAUCUGGUAUCAUAUGGGCAAUUCAUCACACUUCCUGUCAUUACUUGACAGGACGGAAAGUCUCUAUACAUCUAGUCAUCAUCAUCAUCAGGUCGAUAUACCAGGAAGAGGCGGCGGUACAGAGGACAUGUAGGAUAUUUACAGAAAUGAACGCAUCUUUCCUUUUUGUAUAUUCCCUGUAUGAUACAAACAAGAUAUUUAGACGUGUAUUUCCUUCUUUGAUUAAUACGUGUAUAACGUUUUAAGUUAACUACUCGUGUUAUGGUUAACCCAAGAAAUGGACCUACGUGCUCAAGACGUCCUACUGUGUGAUCUUUGUGAAACCGACCCCCUCCAGUAUUGCUGUGAACAUUGUCAUAUCAAUUUUUGUGUUAACUGUGUUGGUAAACAUCUAUCAGAUUCCUCAAAAAAACACAAUGCCGUGUCCUAUUUACAAAGAAAGUUUACUCCUAAAUAUUCAAAAUGUGUGAAACACGCCCAAAAUGAUUGUGAAAUUUACUGUGAAAAUUGUGCUAUUCCUGUCUGUUCUAUUUGCGUAACUUCUGGUAAACAUAAAGGUCACAAGUUCGCUGAUGUUCUGGAAAAAAUGGGUUCAGAAAAACAAAGUUUACAAAAAGAUUUGAAAGAACUGGAGACCAGAAUUUAUCCCCGACAUGAAGAAAUGGUCUCUGAUGUCCAAACUGAAACAGCUGAGCUAGAAACGAAAUAUGGGAAACUUAACGCAGCUGCAGACCAACAGGGAGAAGUCUGGCACCGCGAGAUCACCGCCAUUGUAAACAAACAGAAAACAGACAUCGAGGAAAUAAAAACUAAACAUCUUGCUAUAUUAGAGAAACACAGAGACGAAAUCACGCACAGAAUGACUGAGAUGAAACAGGCCAUUCUAGAAAUGAAAAACAUUCUGGACACCAAUGAUAUUUCCUUAAUAUCAACUUACAAAUCUAGAAAUGAUGAAUUCAAUAUACUGUCUCCUAAAAUCAAAGUCACAUUACCAAGCUUAUCUACUCCAAGAAUUAACACAGAAAAACUUAAUGAGGUGUUUGGUUCAUUAACCUCACUAUCCGUUACAACAGUCGGAUCACUGCUUGCUGAACCAAGACUUACCACCGCAAUAAAUACUGGGUAUAAAGAACUCUACAAUGUUCGCUUCCUCAGUGGUGACCGAGUCUGGACACAGGGGGACAAUGAGACCAUGAAACUUCUCAACUUUCAAGAUAAACUACUAACAUCAAUAGAAACUGAUUCAGGAAAAUGGCCACAGGAUAUAGCAGUAACACGGGACGGAAAUCUUGUUUACACUGAUAUUUAUAAUAAAACUGUAAAUCUAGUGAAAGAUAAACAUAUACAGACCAUAGUGAAAUUAAAGGAAUGGAGACCUUACUCUGUCUGUAGUGUUCCCUCUACGGAUAUCCUUGUUGUCAUGAGCAGUGUUGAUAGAAAACAAUCCAAAGUUGUGCGUUACUCCGGCUCCACAGAUACACAAACCAUUCAGUUUGAUGAUCAGGGUCGUCCACUCUACUCAUCUGGUCCUUUUACUAAAUACAUCAGUGAAAACAGGAAUAUGGAUAUCUGUGUGGCUGACAAUAAAGCCGAAGCAGUAGUGGUGGUCAAUCAGUCAGGAAAACUCCGAUUUAGAUACACUGGUCAUCCCUCUAAUACCGAGCAAUCAUUUAAUCCAGCCGGCAUCACUACAGACAGCCAGAGUCACAUCCUGAUAGCAGACCAUGACAAUGACUGUAUCCACAUUCUAGAUCAGGACGGAGAGUUCCUCCGUUACAUUCAGAAUUUAGAAGAUCCAUACGGUUUAUGUGUGGACAUCGGUAACCACCUCUUUGUGGCUGAACGUUUUACUGCUAAAGUGAAAAAAAUCCAGUAUUUAUAAAUACUGUGUUAAUUACACAUCUCAAUAUAUUCACAAUAUACUGUGUUGAUUAGUGCAUUAAUUGCCUUGUUAACUACAGUCCUGUAUUGAUUACAGCCAUGUGUUAAUUACACCAGUGUUUGACAUUUGACUAUACUUUUGUGGUUGUUUAUGUAUGUCUGAUUUAACAUUAUUUAUUUGUUAUUUGUAUUAUGUUUUACUGUAUAUAUAGAUCAAUAUUAUUUAGA